AUGGCAGACUCGGGUUAUCAAUCAAAUCUCAGCCUGGUGCGGCAAUUCUUGGACGAGUUCCGUUCGGUUAUGAGGCAGGAGACUCCAGGUCUCAUCCCACGCCUGGCCUUCAACUAUGUUCGCGCCUUUCUGAGUUUGCUCUGCCAGUAUCCCAACAAAAAGUUGGCUAGUUUGUCCCUGUACCGAUACAUCAACUUGUUCAUCAUGUGCAAUGUGAUGAACGCCUUCUGGACCAUGGUUUUGGCUUUGCCAGAGUCGAAGAACGUGAUCGAAAUGGGCGACGACUUGGUGUGGAUUUCGGGGAUGGGUCUGGUUUUCACCAAGAUACUCUACAUGCACUUACGCUGCAAUGAGAUCGAUGAACUUAUUUACGAUUUUGACUACUACAAUCGGGAACUGAGGCCUCACCAUGAUGAUGAGGAGGUGCUGGGCUGGCAGAGGCUGUGUUACCUCAUCGAAUCGGGUCUAUAUAUCAACUGUUUUUGUCUGGUCAACUUCUUUAGCGCUGCUAUUUUUCUGCAACCCUUGUUGGGCGAGGGAAAGCUUCCCUUUCACUCGAUUUGGCCCUUUCAAUGGCAUCGCAUGGACCUGCAUCCCUAUAUGUUUUGGUUCCUCUACCUCUGGCUAAGUGUGACCUCGCAGCACAACCUGAUGAGCAUCCUGAUGGUAGACAUGGUGGGUAUUUCCACGUUCCUUCAAACGGCUCUCAAUCUCAAGUUGCUCUGCAUUGAGAUGAGGAAACUUGGCGAGAUGAGGGUCUCCGAUGCGCGUUUCCACGAGGAGUUUUGUCGGGUGGUUCGCUUCCACCAGCACAUCAUCAAGCUGGUGGAGAAAGCCAAUAGAGCUUUCAAUGGCGCCUUCAACGCCCAGUUAAUGGCCAGUUUUUCACUGAUUUCCAUAUCCACUUUCGAGACCAUGGCUGCAGCUGCCGUUGAUCCGAAAAUGGCCGCCAAAUUUGUGCUCCUCAUGAUGGUGGCGUUUAUCCAAUUGUCACUGUGGUGCAUCUCGGGCACUUUGGUCUAUACACAGUCUUUAGAGGUGGCACAGGCUGCUUUCGAUAUAAACGACUGGCACACCAAGGCCCCAUUCAUUCAGAGGGAUAUUUCCUUUGUGAUCUUGAGAGCCCAGAAGCCGCUGAUGUAUGUGGCUGAACCGUUUUUGCCCUUCACGCUGGGAACCUAUAUGCUUGUACUGAAGAACUGCUAUCGCUUGCUGGCCCUGAUGCAGGAAUCAAUGUAG
Molecule: messenger RNA, 1239 nt
Organism: Drosophila takahashii
Lineage: Eukaryota; Metazoa; Arthropoda; Insecta; Diptera; Drosophilidae
Source: RefSeq, a predicted model, not a curated record